This is a messenger RNA of Conger conger (European conger), 1711 nucleotides long. RefSeq names its product forkhead box protein D1-like. The record is from RefSeq and is a predicted model, not a curated record. NCBI's taxonomy places the organism in Eukaryota, Metazoa, Chordata, Actinopteri, Anguilliformes, Congridae. The transcript has a single exon. Gene Ontology annotation, biological process: anatomical structure morphogenesis; cell differentiation; regulation of transcription by RNA polymerase II. Gene Ontology annotation, molecular function: RNA polymerase II cis-regulatory region sequence-specific DNA binding; DNA-binding transcription factor activity, RNA polymerase II-specific. Bases 326 to 1327 code for a protein of 333 amino acids.
GGAGAGGUGCUGCAUUUGGAGAACGUCGUCUUAUUAGCUUUUUAAGGUUUUUCCCCUCACCAAAAGAAAUCAAUAAAUAAUAAUUUAAAAAAUGCUCAGGUUUUUUUCUUCCUCUUGGGAUACCGUGCCUGUACUACUUUGUAAGGAUAUAACCCUGCAUUCCUAAUGACUUUCGUGGCGCGUGGGGGAGCUUACAUUGCGCAGCUGAUUAUUUUUUUCUGAAUGGAAAGCGAAAAAUCGGCCCGUAGCGUGUGAGUCUGUGCCUUUCAGAUCGGCCGCGUAUCCCACCAGUUGGCGCAGGUGGCAUCGGAUCUGUGUGUGGAUUAUGACUUUGGACACAGAACUCAUGGAAGAGCCCGACAUCGAUGUUGUGGGAGACGUUAACAAGGACUCUAGAAAGCAAAACGUUCUAACGGAGAGAGCGUCGGGGAAAUCAGCGCACGAAGUAAACGCGUCUUCCUCGCCAAAACUGCAGGACGUAGAUACAAAUGAUAAUAAUACUCCGCCAAAAUGCAGUCCUGCUGCAGGGAAAAGUUCUGCUUCAGUAAAGCCACCAUACUCCUACAUUGCUCUAAUAACAAUGGCCAUUCUCCAGAGCCCGAAGAAACGCCUCACCCUUAGCGAGAUAUGCGACUUUAUCAGCCACCGCUUCACCUACUACAGGGAGAAAUUUCCAGCCUGGCAGAAUUCCAUCAGACACAACCUGUCUUUGAACGACUGCUUCAUCAAAAUGCCCCGAGAGCCCGGUAACCCGGGGAAGGGAAAUUACUGGACGUUAGACCCCAUGUCGUCUGACAUGUUUGAAAACGGCAGCUUUCUGCGGAGAAGGAAACGCUUCAAACGGCAACAUUUCAGAUUCAGUGCGCUGAAGGAAACUCCGCUCGAACCUCGCGGGAUGCCCAGCUUUACCUAUGGUGCUUACGGUCUUGGGGCGACAUGCUUACCCCUGCCGAGAUUGGAGUUAUACCACAUGGGCAUUGACCAUCGCUCAGGCUCGCCCUGUGCUCCCAGCAUUCCACCUGUUAGCAGCAUCUUGCCGGCGCUGUCAACUCUUUUCUCCAGGACCCAGCACGCUGCCGUUAAGGCUUUUCUCCCGUCGCAAUCUCCCGCAUAUGGCACCCUCGGUACGACCCGCUGUGCCGCAGUCUCAUCCUCCCUGGUCCCCGACUCGUCAUUCUUGUCAACAACGGUGCUCCAUCCGCUGGCGUCUCCGCAUCUCCUCAGCUUACAACAAGAACACCAGAAACUGCACUCUCUACAGUGCAACUCCAGUCUGGCCAAUAAACUCCUAGGCCUACAACAACUGGGCAACGCCAGCAACCAAUAGUUUUGUUCAGCUUCAAGAAUUUAUGCUUUGGCUCUUUAUUUUGCAUUUCAGGUAACAAGAUGAUUUCCUCAAAUCAAAGACAUUGUACAGACAGUUUCCCCACCCCUCUCCGUCACAGUUGAUUUUAUUGUCAGUAAUUUCAUAAUUUGAUUUGUCCAUUUGAGUUAAUUGUACAUCCUUGCUUAUCUAAAGUUUUUUUUUUAACAAAAUAAAAAAACAAAUGUAAACAUUCAUAUUUCAAAUGACGAUUUUCUUACAGGGCUUGUAAAGAAAUAAAGAAGACUUGGGUAGCAUCUUUAUCAUUGGAUAAGCUAUAAUGGCUGGACUUCUAAUGUGGUGGGGAAAAGUGAAUCAUAAGUGAAAUUUUAAAACAAUUGUGCACCU